Molecule: messenger RNA, 849 nt
Organism: Effrenium voratum
Lineage: Eukaryota; Dinophyceae; Suessiales; Symbiodiniaceae
Source: the annotation of a GenBank genome assembly
AUGCUGGCCUGGAACACGAAUUGCGACCUGCAAGAGACGAUACCUGACAUGACGGAGGUGCAGGACCCCUCCUCCGGGGAUGUCACGCAUGAUGCGUUUCUUGGAGGACGAGUUUAUGUUUAUCAGCCGAAAAAAGGCCGGCAUCGCGCCGGAUUGGACGCUGUCUUUCUGGCCGCUGCCUUGCCCGUGGAAACCACGGGCCGAAUUGUCGAUCUUGGUUCUGGUGUCGGAACUGCCGGAUUUUGUGCUGCUGCGCGCCUGCCGGACAUAAGUGUCACUCUUGUCGAGAUCGACGAGGCCGUUUUAUCUCUCGCUCAAAAAGCGCUUCAGGACCCUGAAAACACCCAUUUCGCGGAUCGCAUCGAUUUGCUGCAUGCUGAUAUCACUGCAAAGGGAAGUCUUCGCCACGCCAACGGCCUUUUGCCAACGAUGGCUGAUCACGCCAUCAUGAAUCCCCCCUAUUACGAAGCCGACAGGUUCCGGGCGUCACCGAAAUCGGGCCGAGCAGGCGCACACAUGCUGGACGAGCGCGGGCUUGAGCCCUGGGUGAAGACCGCGGCGGACAUCGUCCGGGAAGGCGGAAGCCUUACGGUCAUUUUUCGAGCGGACGGUCUUCAUGAACUUCUGAGUGUUCUUCAAGGCCGGUUCGGCGCAAUCGAUGUCAUUCCGCUGCGUCCGCGUCCGGACGCUCCGGCGACACGCAUCGUGCUCCGUGCGAUCCGCGCCAGCAAGGCUCCCCUGAAACUCCUGCCCGGGUUUGUACUGCAUGAGAGUGAAGGUUCGGAUUUCACUUCUCAAUCGAAAAACAUCAUGCGCGGCGGCCAGGGCCUCGGCCUGACACCGCGCUAA